Molecule: messenger RNA, 1744 nt
Organism: Monomorium pharaonis (pharaoh ant)
Lineage: Eukaryota; Metazoa; Arthropoda; Insecta; Hymenoptera; Formicidae
Product: zinc finger C4H2 domain-containing protein
Exons: 5
Coding region: 372-1139 (255 amino acids)
Biological process (GO): positive regulation of neuron differentiation
Cellular component (GO): nucleus
Source: RefSeq, a predicted model, not a curated record
AUCUCGUUGGACACAGAUUUCAAGUUCGCUAUCUCACGCGGGUAGAUGAAAGAGAAAAAAAACCGAUUCAUGAACCGAGACCCGAGUCCACUAUUCCACUGUGUUCUCGCAAAUGACGCGAGCUGCUCUUUAACAAUUCUAUCAGGCAACUUUGUCGCUAAAGUCGUACAGGAGACUGGUGUUCACGGAGUCGUUCGAUCGCGCGUAACUUUCUUUUCGUGAAAAUUACGUAUCACGGUUUUUUUGGUUUCUCUAAUCCAAUCGCUCAGAUACUGAAUAUGCAGUAGUCAAACUUGAGUCAGGAGAACUCGCCGCUGAAAUUUCGGAACUCGAAGUAACUCGUAAAUAACAGGGAUUAAUUAACCUUCGACAUGUCGGCGUCCGAAACAGCGGUGAUUUUCGCGAAGUUGGAAGCUUUAAAAGACAUUAGGUCAAAAACUCUUCAGUUGGAGAAGCUGAAACAGAGAAUUUUGCAAGAAGUGGAGCAGACAGAGCAAGAGGAGAAAUGUUUGUUAGAAUACAAGCAAGAAAUGGAUCUGUUAAUGCAGGAGAAAAUGGCACACGUAGAGGAGCUGCGCCAGAUACAUGCAGAUAUCAAUGCAAUGGAAUCAGUGAUCAAGCAAGCAGAGGAAGCACGUAACAGAGCGAGGGAAACUGCAAAACUGAUUCAUAAUAAUGAUUAUCAACCACUGAAGCAUGACAUUGACCGUAUGCGCAGGGAAUUUUUGGGUUUGGAAAGGUUACCAGAGUUGUAUGAGACCGAAUCGGAUCUUAUCUCUCCUGAACGGUUUGUUCAUAGCUAUUUUGAACGUCCGAUGCAAAAAGCAGAAUGGAGAGUUGAUGUACGGGGUGACGACUUGUUACCACCACUCGGGCUACAUCAUCCUGGCCAUCCAGGUGGUUCUACACCUUUCCUUGCUCCACAACCGCUUCAGGGGCCAAGUAAACCAGAGCCCAGACCAUUACCACCAGCCCCAGGGCCACCCGCUCCAACAUUCAGGUACCACUGGCAACAACCACCACCUAUGAAGUCCUGCCUUUCGUGCCAUCAACAAAUUCAUAGGAAUGCACCAAUUUGUCCACUCUGUAAAGCAAAAUCGCGUUCGCGUAAUCCUAAGAAACCAAAGAAGAAAGAUUAAUUGUGAUUAUAAAAUAAUUUGUAGAGAUGUGCGAACUAUUCAAUUAUAAAUCGAAUCUCGAAUCAGGUAAAACUUUAUUCGAUUUUGAAUCUCUACGAUUCGAAUCCAUAUUAUUAAAAAAUUUCGAAUCUUAAAGUUUCAAAUAUGAGUUACAUGACAAUCUUAUACAAUCAUAAUUGAAAUGACUUUUUAUAUCAGUAUUAUUUUUUUACAAAGAAAUCUUUUUUAUUUAUCUGUGUAUUAAGAUUAAAUCGAACAAUAAAUGUUAAGUUAUAUUUCAACUUUGAUUUAAUAAAAAAAAUCUCGUGAUUCGCACAUCUCUAAUAUUUGUAUGAAUAAUCUGCAUUUCUACCAAUUCAUCAAGGAGACAUAUAUUAAUCAUUUUUGUAAUCCAUAGUAACCAUGCACUUUUAUCGUAUUAUUAGCAUUUAUAAGUGAUAGCACAGCAUUUAUAAAAAUCUAUGUGUUUAUAUGUGUCAAUUUUUUGAUUUUUUUUAAAUUAAAGGUUUUAUUGUAUUCAUGUUGCAAGUAUGUAAGAAGAAAUAUAAGAAAUGAUAGUAAAAUAAUUUCUACUAUAAUAGAGAAAUAAAAAAUUUAACAUUUGA